CGUCACGUGAGCAGCCGGCAACUGAGCGAAGGACGAGAGGAAUAAUUUCUGUUUUGUACGGCACAUCAACCGGACCAAAUGAGCAGCUGGGCAUUUUGGGGAGUGGUGUAUUGGUUUAGUGUCAUCUUUGGCGUGCCUGCCAUCAGCUGUCAUGAAGAGGCAGUUUUCCAUUCAGAUGAUUGGAAAGCACCCAAUAUCACAGCUGUUCUUCCAUGGGAUCAAUCCACAGUUGUCGUGGGAAAGGAUUCCAGUGCAAGACAAGCAUCUGGGAAGAAUGAAAGUCAUUUGGCACUUGGAUUCAUUGCCUGUGCUGUUGCAGUUGUGUUCUUUGGAAGUAAUUUUGUUCCUGUGAAGAAAUUUGAUACCGGUGAUGGGAUGUUUUUCCAGUGGAUUCUUUGUGCAGCAAUAUGGAUUGUAUCUCUGGUUGUGAAUUUAAUAUUGAAGUGCCCAGAGUUUUGGCCCCUUGCUAUGAUAGGUGGCUUUUUAUGGGCUACUGGAAAUAUUACUGUUGUUCCAAUUGUAAAAACCAUUGGCUUAGGCCUUGGUGUUCUGAUCUGGGCUGCAUUUAAUCUCCUGAUGGGAUGGGCAAGUUCUAGAUUUGGUUGGUUUGGCAUCGACCCUGAAGAAGUGGCAAAACCUUGGUUAAACUACCUUGGAGCAGCUCUGUCUUUCUUAAGUGCCACCAUAUUUUUCUUUGUCAAGAGUGAUGUAAAUACUAGAAAUCAUUCUGAAUCAACACUUCCAUUACUAAUUGACAGUAAUAUAAAUACUAGUGAAGAAAUUAUCUUGACAGAUGAAUCCUGGGUAGACAAGCUUAGUCCACUAAAGAAAAGAUUUGUAGGUUCGUGCCUUGCAGUGACGGCAGGGUUAUUGUAUGGUUCUAGCUUUGUGCCUGUAAUUUAUAUCAAGAACCAAGCUCUGAAGAACGAAACAGAAUAUAAAAAUGCAAGCCAGUUCGAUCUAGACUAUGUUUUUGCACACUUUAGUGGCAUAUUUCUCACGAGUACAGUCUACUUUCUGAUCUAUUGUGCAAUAAUGAAGAACAGGCCAAAGGUUUACCCAAAAGCAGUACUGCCAGGCUUUGUUUCAGGUGUGAUGUGGGCUAUUGCAAACUGCUGCUGGUUUCUGGCCAAUGAUUUCCUCAGUGCAGUCGUUAGUUUUCCAAUAAUCACCGCUGUACCUGGUUUCAUUGCUGCUUUAUGGGGAGUACUUGUAUUCAAAGAAAUAAAAGGAUUGCGGAACUAUAUUAUUCUUAGCAUAGCAUUCUGCACUGUAUCAGCAGGAGCAUUAACAACUGCAUUUUCCAAGGUGUAGUUACAGAGAAUGAACCAGAAGAUGGCAUCGUUGUGAAAUUGGUUGCUCUUGGUGCUUUUAAAUAUUGAACUUUGGAUCAAAGUUCUGCUUUUGAUGUUACCACAGUCUCAGCUACUGUGCAGAGUCUUUCAACAGCUGUUUGUACAGCUUCCUAAAGAAGUAAGCCAUGAAGUUGCAGAAAAUUUGAUUUAAAUCCUUUUUAUGAGUCUAUAAUUGUUUCUAAUUGUGAACAUUUGCUGACCUUCAUGCUGUUGUUCUAAUUCAGAAAUAUGUAACCAUUGCCAAAGGUGUUUACUUGGAAUCAGAAUUAGUACAGAUAAGAAUUUCUAAUGAUUAAAACAUUGUAGUAUAGCUUGUAAAUAUUUAAUUCAGUUACAGACCAAACAAGGACACCAGGAAGUGAUUAAUACUUAAGAGUCAUAGAGAUGUACAGCAUGGAAACAGACCUUUCGGUCCAACUCAUUCAUGCUGACCAGAUAUCCCAACCUAAUCUAGUCCCACCUGCCAGCACCUGGCCCAAAUCCCUCCAAACCCUUCCUAUUCAUAUACCCAUCCAGAUGCCUUUUAAAUGUUGCAAUUGUACCAGCCUCUGCCAUUUCCACUGGCAGCUCAUUCCUUAUACGUACCACCCUCUAUGUGAAAAUGUUGCAGUUUAGAUCUCUUUUAUAUCUUUCCCUUCUCACCCUAAAACUAUACCCUCUAGUUCUGGACUCCUCGACCCCAGGGGAGAGACCUUGUCUCUUUAUCCUGUCCAUGCCCCUCAUGAUUUUAUAAACCUCUAUAAGAGCACCACUCAGUCUCCAAUGCUCUGAAAUCUUUUCUGAACCCUUUCAGGUUUCACAACAUCCUUCCGAUAGAAAGGAGACCAGAUUUGCAUGCAAUAUUCCAAAAGGGACCAAUACUUGUGAAAAAUUAAUUUGUUUCUUCCUUUGUCCUUUGGCAGAAUUCUCACUUCUGAGCUUGAGGUUAUAGAUUCAAGUCCCACUCAGAUAUUUGAGCACAUAAGAUUAGAAUGGCACUUCAAAGCAGUGUUAAAGGUGUACAGGCGCUGCCUUGGGUUCCUCUUCUGUACUGACUAACAUGUAGUGAUCAAUAAGACCACUGUAACACAUUAUCCAUCAUUAUUGCAUUUUGCACAAUAUGUACAAAUAUGUGGGUGAAGUCUCCAUGGUUUUCAGACAGUAGGUCUGUAAGUUCAUUCUGUUAAUUAGCACAAAAUAAAAUUCUAAAUUUCACUGUCUUUUGGUGACAUUGGAUAGUGCAUUAACUAUAGCAUCAGCUCAACCACUCAUUGAAUGCCAAAUAUAGCUGAACUGCAUUGACCUCUAUUUUUUUUUUGUCACUGUCUUCAGUGGAAGUGGACCUUUUUCAGACUCAGACUUAUAGUUCUCCCUGAACUGAAUACCUGACCUUGUAUCCUCAAUUACCUUUACCUCAAACAACACUUUGCUUGCUUCAUC
This is a messenger RNA of Hemiscyllium ocellatum (epaulette shark), 2774 nucleotides long. RefSeq names its product transmembrane protein 144-like. The coding region runs from base 79 to 1314 and encodes 411 amino acids. The record is from RefSeq and is a predicted model, not a curated record. NCBI's taxonomy places the organism in Eukaryota, Metazoa, Chordata, Chondrichthyes, Orectolobiformes, Hemiscylliidae. Gene Ontology annotation, cellular component: membrane. Gene Ontology annotation, biological process: carbohydrate transmembrane transport. Gene Ontology annotation, molecular function: carbohydrate transmembrane transporter activity. The transcript is spliced from 13 exons.